AGUACGAGCGUAGUCGCGAAACGGCAUGCGUUGGUAGCGUUGUGCAGAAAUUCAGUGCCAAGUUGUUACAGACGAACCUUGGCAUGGGACUUAUGUAUCGAGCCGGCGUGUUGAUCUCUUAGUGAAUCAUUUCCCAUUGAUUACGUGUAACUGUGCGCAAGGAACGAAAUAACGAGUGUGUGAGUUUUGUUAUCCCGUGUGCUAGUGGUCCUGCUGCUGUUCCAACAUGCAGUACCUACCACUUGCGGCCGGUAUUCUGGGGAUGGUGAGCUUUAGCAGACCCCAGGAUAGUCUGCUGUCGAUGCUCAGCUUCCUGCAGGAUGGCGGCGAGCGUAUGUCGCACGAGCUGCCAAGCCAACCGGUCGUUCGGCCAGAAUAUGAUUUCAUCAUUGUCGGAGCCGGAUCGGCCGGCAGUGUGCUGGCAAAUCGGCUAAGUGAAGUGCCGGACUGGUCGGUGCUGCUGAUCGAGGCAGGACCUGGUGAGAAUUUGCUAAUGGACAUCCCGAUGGCGGCACACUAUCUGCAAAACUUCAACAUCAACUGGGACUAUCGAACGAAACCGAGCGACCAGUACUGUUUGGCGUUCAAGAACAAUCAGUGUCGCUUUCCCCGUGGCAAGGUGAUGGGUGGCUCGAGCGUACUAAACUACAUGAUCUAUACGCGGGGCAAUCGGCGCGAUUUUGAUCACUGGGCCGACCUGGGCAAUCCGGGCUGGUCGUACAAGGAGGUGUUGCCGUACUUCAAGAAGCUCGAGCACAGCGUCGUACCAGACGCGAACCCGGCGUACGCGGGCAAGGAUGGUCCGCUUACCAUUUCCUAUCCACGGUUCCGCUCGGACACGGCAAAAGCGUUUGUGCAGGGCGCAAUAGAGGACGGUGCCCCAUACGUCGACUACAACGGGCCGACCCAGAUCGGUGUCUCGUACAUCCAGAGCACUACGAAGGAUGGCAAACGGGACAGUACGAACGUGGCGUAUCUGUACGAUAUGCGCAACCGCUCGAAUCUGCACGUGAAGAAAAACAGCCAGGUGACGAGAAUCCUGUUCGACCGCAGUGCCAACCAGGCGAAUGGUGUCCGAUUCUUUCACGCCGGCCGUUUCCACACGGUUCGCGCGCGUCGAGAGGUGAUCGUUUCUUCUGGCGCUAUCGGUUCGCCCCAUCUGCUGAUGCUUUCCGGCAUUGGACCAGCCGACCAUUUGCGCGCAAACGGCAUCAAACCGAUCGCUGAUCUACCGGUGGGGCACAACUUCCAGGAUCAUACCGCGGCCGGUGGUCUCACGUUUCUGGUGAACAAUACCCAAACGCUCACCUACAAGAACGUGUUCCGGCUGGACAACUUCAUGAAGUAUCAGUACGACAAGCGUGGACCAUUCACGUCUACUGGCGGGUGCGAAGCCAUCGCAUUCUACGACUCUGAGCGUCCGGGCGAUCCAGACGGAUGGCCCGAUUAUGAACUGCUGCACAUCGGUGGUACGAUCGGGGCCGAUCCCACCUACGAGGUGAACUUCAACUACAAGCACAAAACGUUCCAAACCCUGUUUGGCGAGAUUCAGCGCCGGAACUACGAUGGGUUUACGGUUUUCCCAUUGAUCAUGAGACCGCGCAGCAAGGGACGCAUCUCGCUGAACGGUUCCAGCCCGUUCCAGUAUCCGAUCAUCGAGCCGAACUACUUUGACGAUCCGUACGAUUUGGACAUUUCGGUGCGUGCCAUCCGGAAGGCGAUCGAGCUGAGCCGGACUGGCGCGAUGCAGCGGUACAAUGCCCGCCUGCUAGAUAUUCCGAUGCCGGGCUGCGAACAUUAUCGCUUCGAUUCGGACGACUACUGGAAAUGUUUUUCGCGCCACGCCACCUUCACGAUCUACCACCACGUGGGUACGUGCAAAAUGGGCCCGAGAAAGGAUCCUACCGCGGUGGUGGAUGCGAGACUGCGCGUACACGGUGUGAAGGGUUUGCGAGUGAUCGACGCAAGCAUCAUGCCGGAUGUACCGGCGGGCCAUACGAAUGCGCCCACUAUCAUGAUCGGCGAAAAGGGUGCCGACAUGAUCAAGCAGGAUUGGAACGAGCUUACGUAGACUGAUCAUAGGAGAAUGUUAGCGUUUUUUUUACUUGGGAGACUUUAACCCUUAGUCAGAUAGAGUGUUUAUGCACGGCGGUGGCAUGCAAUUUAUUAAUUCCUAUACGAGAUCUCCCACAAGAGAAAACAUGUACUAUUUAUACUAUUUAUAAAACCUGUAAUAUUGAGUUGCUAGUGAUAAUUGUAAAUCAAACAUGUUGUGUACUUAGAUUUCGCUGAAAUCC
This is a messenger RNA of Anopheles coluzzii, 2297 nucleotides long. RefSeq names its product glucose dehydrogenase [FAD, quinone]-like. The record is from RefSeq and is a predicted model, not a curated record. The transcript has a single exon. Gene Ontology annotation, molecular function: oxidoreductase activity, acting on CH-OH group of donors; flavin adenine dinucleotide binding. NCBI's taxonomy places the organism in Eukaryota, Metazoa, Arthropoda, Insecta, Diptera, Culicidae. The coding region runs from base 227 to 2071 and encodes 614 amino acids.